This is a messenger RNA of Drosophila busckii, 3421 nucleotides long. RefSeq names its product lysosomal alpha-mannosidase (gene LManII). NCBI's taxonomy places the organism in Eukaryota, Metazoa, Arthropoda, Insecta, Diptera, Drosophilidae. Gene Ontology annotation, cellular component: lysosome. Gene Ontology annotation, molecular function: alpha-mannosidase activity; carbohydrate binding. The coding region runs from base 118 to 3342 and encodes 1074 amino acids. Gene Ontology annotation, biological process: mannose metabolic process. The transcript is spliced from 10 exons. The record is from RefSeq and is a predicted model, not a curated record.
UCGCGUGCGGACGUCAAGUGCGCCCUGCUAAAUUAAAUUUAAUUGUGUAUACUCUUAUCGCUGUGAAAAGAAGAACUUUGCUUUGCAUCCAAUUAGGUUAUGCGAUAAACAAUUGUAAUGUUUAACAAUAUUCGCGCUUGGCUAGCACUAUUAUUUAUAUCUAGUGCAACAAUUAAUUAUGCGGAACUGCGGCAUAUUAGAAAAACAGACCCCGAAGCGAAAUGUGGAUAUGCGAGCUGUCAUCCAACGAAACCCAAUAUGUUGAAUGUGCAUCUUGUUGCACAUACGCAUGAUGACGUAGGCUGGCUUAAAACAGUCGAUCAAUAUUAUUAUGGCAGUGAAACGCUUAUACAAAAAGCUGGAGUGCAAUAUAUAAUUGAUUCGGUGGUGGCUUCGCUGCUUAAAGAUCCAGCGAAGCGCUUUAUCUAUGUGGAGUCGGCGUUCUUCUUCAAGUGGUGGAAAGAGCAAACACCAGAGCUGCAAGAACAGGUUAAGAUGUUGGUCAACGAGGGCAGACUGGAGUUCAUUGGCGGCGCUUGGAGCAUGAACGAUGAGGCGACAACGCAUUAUCAAAGCACAAUCGAUCAGUUUGCAUGGGGCUUGCGCAAGCUCAAUGACACCUUUGGCGAGUGUGGACGUCCGCGUGUGGGCUGGCAAAUCGAUCCGUUUGGACAUUCCAGAGAGAUGGCUUCAAUGUUUGCGCAAAUGGGAUUCGAUGGCAUGUUCUUUGGUCGCCUGGACUAUCAGGAUAAGGACGAGCGCUUGAUGACAAAGAAAGCUGAAAUGAUAUGGCAUGGCUCAGCUAAUUUGGCUGAAAAAGCGGAUUUGUUUACUGGCGCUUUGUACAAUAAUUAUCAAGCGCCUCCAGGUUUUUGCUUUGAUAUACUCUGCGCCGAUCAGCCCAUUAUAGAUGGCAAGCAUAGUCCCGAUAAUAAUGUAAAGCAAAAGAUUGAUGCAUUCUUUGAGUUUGUUACUAAAAUGUCCAAAGGCUAUCGUACGCCCAAUUUGUUAAUAACAAUGGGUGAAGAUUUCCAUUACCAAAACGCUGAUAUGUGGUAUAAAAAUCUGGAUAAAUUAAUAAAAUACGCAAAUGAACGUCAAGCAAAUGGCUCCAACAUUAAUUUGCUUUACUCCACGCCCUCGUGCUAUUUGAAAUCGCUGCAUGACGCCGGCAUCUCUUGGCCCACCAAGAGCGACGACUUCUUUCCCUACGCCUCCGAUCCGCAUGCCUACUGGACAGGUUACUUCAGCUCACGGCCCACGCUCAAGCGCUACGAACGCGAUGGCAAUCAUUUUCUACAAGUAUGCAAACAGUUGGGUGCAUUGACUCCCAAGCAGUCGCCCGAGUUUGAAGCACAUUUGGGAUUCAUGCGUGAGACCAUGGGCAUAAUGCAACACCAUGAUGCAGUAACAGGCACAGAGAAGCAAAAGGUGGCGCUGGACUAUGCCAAGCGCUUGAGUGUGGCCAUACGCGCUUGUGGCGCCAAUAUGAGAAACAUAUUGAACACUUUAUCCUUGGGCAGCAAACAGAAUGAGCUGGACGGCAGCAAGAACAAUGUGCUGGAGUUUAAAACUUGCACUUUGCUAAACAUAAGCAGCUGCUCGGUGAGCGAAACAAAUGAAAGAUUUGCUCUGACGCUUUAUAAUCCAUUGGCGCAUAGCACAAAUGAAUAUGUGAGAAUACCUGUUCCGGAUUACAAGUAUAUAGUGCUGGAUCAUGCAGGCAAGCGUGUGCCCACUCAAGUUGUACCCGUGCCCAAGGCUCUUAUACAAAUCAAACACCGCAAGUCCAGCGCUGCCUUUGAGCUCGUCUUCCAAGCUACGCAGCUGCCGCCUGUAGGUUAUAAGACUUACUAUAUAGAAAAGAACAGCAAUGCAACAAGAAGCUUGGCGCCCACAGCUAUGCCCAAGAAGUCCUCCAGCUACACCAGCAUAGGCAAUAAGCAAAUCAAACUCACUUUUGAUACCAAUGGCUUUCUUUCACAAGUGACAGCGGAUGAAAUGACGCGCAUGAUUAGCCAGGAGUUUCUAUACUACGAAGCUGCUGUAGGCGACAAUAGAGAGUUCCUCAAUCGCUCGUCUGGCGCUUACAUAUUCCGUCCGUAUAAAAACAAAUAUCACUUUGCUGCAGAUCAAGUGGACAUUGUUGUAUACAAAGGCGACUUGGUGCAGGAAGUGCAUCAGCAGUUUAAUGAAUGGAUAAGUCAAGUGGUGCGUGUUUAUAGCGAUAGCAAUCAUGCGGAGUUUGAGUGGCUAGUGGGUCCCAUACCCAUUGAUGAUAAAAUGGGCAAGGAGGUUAUAACGCGCUUCAAUUCGGAUAUUGAGUCCAAUGGCAUAUUCUAUACCGAUUCCAAUGGACGCGAAAUGCUGAAGCGUCAGCGUGAUCAUCGGGAUAGUUGGUAUGUGCGCAUACAUGAAGCAGUUUCGGGCAACUAUUAUCCAGUUACAGCUAAGAUUGCUUUGGAGGACAAGUUGGCACGCAUGGCUAUACUAACAGACAGAGCUCAGGGCGGCAGCUCACUCAAAGAUGGCGCGCUUGAGUUAAUGGUGCAUCGUCGCCUGCUGCAUGACGAUGCCUUCGGUGUGGAUGAGUCCUUGAAUGAAACCGAAUAUGGCGCUGGCUUAAUAGCGCGUGGCAAGCAUCAUCUAUUUGUUGGACAAUCGCAUUUGCGGCCAAGCAUAUCGCUGCAGGCGCUGGAGCGUGUAGCGCAGCUGGAAACGCUGCUGCCCAGCUGGAGAUUCUUUAGCAAUAUGUCGGCAUUUAGUUCAACACAAUGGUUAAGCAAGUUUAAAAAUAUGUACACUGGCAUUGCCUCAGCGCUGCCCAAGCAUAUACAUCUGCUUACGCUGGAGCCUUGGCACCACAAUGAGCUGCUGGUGCGCUUCGAGCACAUACUGGAGCAACAAGAUGAUCCAAUUUUAUCCAAAUACGUGCAGUUUAAUGUGCGCGAUGUGCUUAGCGGCUUCAAUAUACAGAAUAUGCGUGAAACCACUUUGGAUGGCAAUGCGUGGUUAGAUGAACAUCAGCGUCUACAGUUUGUGCCGGAUGCUGCAGGCGAGGAUUACAAUUCUUAUGCUACAUUUAGCAGAGCUGCCAAGUCCGUGCACUUGCUGCGUGCGGACAAACCGCAACUGGAUGCACUCUACUCCAGCGAAGCGCUGCCAGCAGGUCCAUUGGCAGCCGAAAGCAAUCGCAUCAAGCGCAGUGUAGAGUCCAAGCACUUUACCAUGCAUCGCGGUGGCGCUCAUAUGCAUAGCAAGCCAGUCAAGCAGGCACAGGAUAAAUAUUUAAUCGAAUUGAGUCCCAUGGAAAUACGCACAUUUGUUGUAUACUUGGGUUAACUUUAUAUACAAUUGAUAUAUAUACAAUAAAUAAUUGCAAACUAUUUAUUGCAAUGCUAACACUUAAGUAUUUUGUACA